GUUGUUUACAUUUGCGGCGGUGGCUUAGACAGACUCAAGCGUAGUAGGAGUAAGGCUGUGUACGAAGUUGCGUAGAUUUAUCCCAUGCGUACUGGCGGAUUUUCCCACAUAAAAUACUCAACCCCAAACACGACUUAACCUCAAAACCAGAUACUUAUAAUACUUACUCCCCAAGCCCAAACCGCAUACCAAACGCAAACUCCUCAGCUCUCGCUCUUCCUCUCCAGCUCCAGCUCUCUUCUCUCGUUUUCUCCCUCUAAAGUCUAGAUUUUUCCGUGUUCGGUUGCUGCCUCAGCUAGAUCCUUCAAGAAUCUAAGAUGGCAGCAACAUCAGCAGCAGCGACCUUGUCAUUUGGCGCAACUGCUUCCCAUGGCUCCAAAAUGAGCUCACUUUCAAAUUCGAAGCCUUGUGCUUUGAGGGUCAACGUGAAAAACUCACUUACGAGCUUUACUGGUCUCAAGGCAGCUGGAUCCGUGAGGUGUGAUUCAGAGUCAUCAUUCCUAGGAAGGGAAAGCAGUGCAGCUCUUCGAGUCUCUUUUGCUCUAAAACCUCUAAAGACAUGCCAGAAGUCUCCUUAUCACUUGCAGCCUCAAGCUUCUUAUAAAGUAGCUAUUCUUGGGGCUGCUGGGGGGAUUGGUCAGCCAUUGUCUCUUCUCGUUAAGAUGUCCCCUUUGGUUUCCUCCCUGCACCUUUAUGAUAUAGCAAAUGUCAAAGGAGUUGCUGCUGAUCUUAGUCACUGCAACACUCCCUCUCAAGUUACAGAUUUCACUGGAAAUGCUGAGUUAGCCAAUUGUUUGAAAGGCGUAAAUGUUGUUGUCAUACCUGCUGGAGUUCCAAGAAAGCCCGGUAUGACUCGUGAUGACCUCUUUAACAUCAACGCUGGUAUAGUAAAGACCCUGAUUGAGGCUGUUGCUGACAACUGCCCUGAUGCUUUUAUCCACGUUAUCAGUAAUCCAGUCAACUCCACCGUGCCAAUUGCUGCAGAAAUUCUGAAACAGAAGGGUGUGUAUGAUCCCAAAAAGCUUUUUGGUGUCUCCACCCUGGAUGUUGUGAGAGCAAAUACAUUUGUUGCUCAGAAGAAGAACCUGAAAUUGAUUGAUGUUGAUGUCCCGGUUGUUGGGGGACAUGCUGGUAUCACUAUUCUGCCACUGCUAUCAAAGGCUAAACCAUCAGUAAGCUUCACCGAUGAAGAAAUUCAAGAGCUAACUGUUAGAAUUCAAAACGCUGGAACAGAAGUUGUAGAGGCUAAGGCAGGUGCAGGGUCUGCUACUUUGUCAAUGGCAUAUGCAGCAGCUAGAUUCGUUGAGUCAUCUCUUCGAGCACUGGAUGGAGAUGGGGAUGUGUAUGAAUGCGCCUAUGUGCAAUCAGAUCUGACUGAGCUUCCAUUCUUUGCAUCAAGAAUCAAGCUUGGAAGAGAUGGUGUUGAAGCUUUAAUACCAUCAGACCUCCAAGGGUUGACAGAGUAUGAACAAAAGGCUUUGGAAGCUCUUAAGCAAGAGUUGAAGGCCAGCAUUGAGAAGGGCUUUGCAUUUGCUCAGAAGCAAGCUGUCGCUGCAUAAAUUUCUAGUAUCGGAAACUCUUAUGGUGACCCAUCUUUUCGAGAGAACAGUUUAAAUAAUAGUUGUGCGGUUUAAACGUUGCAACAGUACUUUCAAUUUUGUAGAAUUAAGUUCUCAUAUUCCCUAUUCUAUUUCAAAGAAUUUCUGUUUUUGGACGAGAUAUCUCAAAGAACUUUGGUCAGACCUAGUGGACGUGCUUCGGUGUAUCAGAUCUUGAGAUUGUAUCUUUGGUGGAAAAUGUCACAAUUGGCAUUUUGGAAUAACAUUUCUGGUGCAUAAUUUAUGCUUGGAGAUCCAAA
Molecule: messenger RNA, 1858 nt
Organism: Humulus lupulus (European hop)
Lineage: Eukaryota; Viridiplantae; Streptophyta; Magnoliopsida; Rosales; Cannabaceae
Product: malate dehydrogenase, chloroplastic
Exons: 2
Coding region: 318-1559 (413 amino acids)
Biological process (GO): tricarboxylic acid cycle
Cellular component (GO): mitochondrion; cytoplasm
Molecular function (GO): L-malate dehydrogenase (NAD+) activity
Source: RefSeq, a predicted model, not a curated record